Molecule: messenger RNA, 1243 nt
Organism: Coregonus clupeaformis (lake whitefish)
Lineage: Eukaryota; Metazoa; Chordata; Actinopteri; Salmoniformes; Salmonidae
Product: tumor necrosis factor-like
Exons: 4
Coding region: 363-1106 (247 amino acids)
Biological process (GO): immune response
Cellular component (GO): membrane
Molecular function (GO): tumor necrosis factor receptor binding
Source: RefSeq, a predicted model, not a curated record
UCGAAUGUGAAAAAUCCACAGGUUCCCCCAGCCUCCUUUUCAUUCUCCUCCUCCUCCUCCAACUUUCUGUUCCCUUGCCUUCCUCCACUCUGAGUGACAUCACUGGAGUUUCCCUUUUAGCAGCUAGAUGUAUAUAACAGCAACACUGAGAGAGUAUCAGUCAAUCAAUCAGCAGGACAGUCACAACCUACUACCUUCCAAACACAGGCAACCUCUAACACCAAACAGCUUAGCUACUGAAGUUAUUCUAACUUGACAAAGUUGUAUACCUAUCGCAAAGAGCUUGAUUGACAUCGGAUCUCCCAGGCUUCUCUCGGACACUGCCUUGGAUAAGGACUUUAACGGAAGGUUUCUGCUAUAAGAUGGAAGGCGAUUGCAGCAGAGUGUCGGUAGACAUGGAGAGUGGCCCUGUGUACCCGUCAACCACUGUGACCCUGGUACGGGAGAAGUCCACAAACGCACACCGGUGGAGGCUGAGCGGUGCCCUGCUGGCCAUGGCUCUGUGUGUCUCAGCUGCACUUUUCAUUACCUGGCACGCCAAGAAACAAGAUCACGUCGAGGAAUCUGAUGAACUUCAGCAUACAUUGAGACAACUCUCUGGAAACAGGAAGGCUGCCAUUCAUUUAGAAGGUGAAUACAACGACAGUGGAAAAUACAAGAACACAGUGGAGUGGACAGACAAAGUGGGCCAGGGAUUCUCACAGGGAGGCCUUGAACUCAACAACAACGAGAUUGUGAUCCCCCAGGAUGGCCUAUACUUUGUCUAUAACCAGGCCUCUUUCCACGUCAGCUGCAAGGCCGACCCCAAGCACCCUAACGACCAGGAGAUGGUUCACCUGAGUAACACCGUCAAGCGCUGGUCCCUAAGCUACGGCAGCGAAGACAACAAGAAGUACCAGACGCUGCUCAACUCUGUACGCACCGUGUGUAAGAAGUCUUCCAACAGCGAGGCUGCGAGUGAAGGAAAGUGGUAUAAUGCAGUGUAUGUGGGAGCUGUGUUCCGUCUGGAGAGAGGAGACAGGCUCAAGACAGUCAUAGAGGAAAGGCUUCUGCCCCAUCUGGGGAGUGGUGAUGGGAAGAACUUCUUUGGCGUGUUCGCCUUGUGAGACAGACAAAAUGGCUGAAGAUAGAGAGGAAGGUUACAUCCCAAAUGCCACCCUAUUCCCUAUACUUUACCUAUUGGUGCACUAUAUAGGGAAUAGGGUGCUAUUUGGGAUGCAACCACAGUGUGAAGGAAAGCUUC